AUGGCGUCUCUUGCAGCUCGAUUUGCUAAAGAUGGCAAGACCAUCAUCGCAAUCGGACGCAACUAUCUCGAACACAUCAAGGAGCUCAACCACGAGCGACCCGUCGAACCCUUUUACUUUCUCAAACCUACCUCGAGCUACUUGCCGUCUGGCGGGACGAUCGAGCUACCACAAGGCGUAGAUGUUCAUCAUGAGGUCGAGCUGGGCGUGGUGAUAGGCAAGCGAGCGAGAGAUGUGCGGGCGCAUUCGGCGAUGGACUACAUAGCGGGCUACACGCUUGCCAUUGAUCUAACAGCGAGGAAUAUGCAAGAAGUAGUAAAGAAGAAAGGUCUGCCUUGGUCUGCCGUCAAGGGAUUCGAUACAUUCUGCCCAGUGACGGGCUUCAUACCCAAGCAAGCCAUCGACAACCCUCAUAAUCUGAAACUGUGGCUCAAAAUCAAUGAUGUCUUCAAGCAAAACGGCACGACUGCCGACAUGAUGUUCAAGAUUCCAGAGCUGAUCCACCACUGCUCGUCCAUCAUGACACUGCAAGAGGGUGACUUAUUGCUCACAGGCACGCCAGCCGGUGUAUCGUCCGUCAAGCACGGUGACAAGAUUACUGCUGGUCUGCGCGACUCGCAAGGCAAGGAAUUAGCCCUAUGGCAAGGAGAUGCUAGAACGCGUGAAGGAGGCUACGUUUUCUCCGCCUGA
Messenger RNA from Mixia osmundae IAM 14324, 690 nucleotides. RefSeq lists its product as uncharacterized. The transcript has 3 exons. The record is from RefSeq and is a predicted model, not a curated record. Lineage: Eukaryota; Fungi; Basidiomycota; Mixiomycetes; Mixiales; Mixiaceae. Gene Ontology annotation, cellular component: mitochondrion. Gene Ontology annotation, molecular function: acetylpyruvate hydrolase activity. Bases 1 to 690 code for a protein of 229 amino acids.